Chrysochloris asiatica (Cape golden mole) is the source of this 910-nucleotide messenger RNA. It is a transcript of the gene GOLT1B, whose product is annotated as golgi transport 1B. The transcript has 5 exons. Gene Ontology annotation, cellular component: membrane; endoplasmic reticulum. The coding region runs from base 7 to 423 and encodes 138 amino acids. The record is from RefSeq and is a predicted model, not a curated record. Gene Ontology annotation, biological process: endoplasmic reticulum to Golgi vesicle-mediated transport; retrograde transport, endosome to Golgi. Lineage: Eukaryota; Metazoa; Chordata; Mammalia; Afrosoricida; Chrysochloridae.
GCAACCAUGAUCUCCUUAACCGACACCCAGAAAAUUGGAAUGGGAUUAACGGGAUUUGGAGUGUUUUUCCUGUUCUUUGGGAUGAUUCUAUUUUUUGACAAAGCACUACUGGCUAUUGGAAAUGUUUUAUUUGUGGCAGGCUUGGCUUUUGUAAUUGGUUUAGAAAGAACAUUCAGAUUCUUCUUCCAAAAACAUAAAAUGAAAGCUACAGGAUUUUUCCUGGGUGGUGUAUUUGUAGUCCUUGUUGGUUGGCCUUUAAUAGGCAUGAUCUUCGAAAUUUAUGGUUUUUUUCUCUUGUUCAGGGGAUUCUUCCCUGUAGUUGUUGGAUUUAUUAGAAGAGUGCCAGUCCUUGGAUCCCUCUUGAAUUUACCUGGAAUUAGAUCAUUUGUAGAUAAAGUUGGAGAAAGCAACAAUAUGGUAUAACAUCCAACAAGUGAACUGAAGACUCAUUUAAAAUAUUGUAUUAUUUAUAAAAUCCUUUGAAGAAUAUUCAGCACAAAAUUAAAUUACAUGAAAUAGCUUGUAAUAUUCUUUACAGAAGUUUAUAACGUAUAGCCUACAAAGUACCAACAGCAAUUAGCAAAGAUGAAAAACAGGUUUGUUAAUCAAAUGACCUAAGAAGUCAGCAAGCAAACAGAAGGAGAAGAAAUCUACGAUACAAUCUGUAUUGAAACUCUUGAAGGCUAUUUUUAUUGUUUGUCCACAAUGUGUGAAACACAGCCAUCCUUAGAGAACUGUGGUGCCUGUUCCUUUUCUUUUUCUUUUGAAGGUGCAGAAGCAUCGAUGACAUUGCUCCGUAGAAGAGCCAGUGCAAUGGCAAAGUAUUUCCAGGUGCAUUGUGUCUCUGAAAGUGACGCAUGAGUUCGAUUGGAUUAUGUCAUUUUAAUGUAUUAAAACCAAGGAGGAAACC